AUGGAGACUGGCGACAGUCUUACAGAAUGGGCUGUUUCCAAUGGGAUCAAGGUCAAUGGCGUGGCAGCGCACAAAUUCCCUGGCAAGGGACUGGGCAUCGUGGCCAAAAGGAGGCUUGAGGCUGGAGAGAUGAUCUUGGACAUCCCCAUGUCUGUAAUUCGAACGGGAGAGACGGUGUCGCCUGCGAUGGUGAAUGCGCUCCAAGGAUGCAGCGCCAACGGCCGCCUUGCCGCGGACUUGGCCAUGGACACAUCCGAACUUCACGCCCUCUGGAGAUCGACGUUGCCAUCAAUCGAGGACUUGAACGAGUCGAUGCCGCUCUUCUGGUCACCGGAGCUCCAAGACCUCCUACCACCCCAGGCGCUGGCACUUCUGAGAAAGCAGCAGGGGAAAAUCUCGCGGGACUGGGAUGUCGUUUCUGCUGCCUUUCCGCAGCUGCCCUACGAUGUCUAUCGCUACUAUUGGCUUCUCGUAAGCACACGGACAUUCUACUAUACACCACCGGACAUGAAACCCGAAGAUACGCCCGAAGCGGACGAGUGUCUGGCACUGGUUCCCUUUGGUGACUACUUCAACCACUCCGACGCCGGGUGCAAGGUCGCUUAUUCGGCCACGGGAUACGAAUUCAGAGUGGAACAGGCCGUCGAACAGGGCGAGGAGCUGUACAUCUCCUACGGCAGCCACCCGAACGACUUCUUGUUGGUGGAGUAUGGCUUCAUGCUCCAGGCCAAUAAAUGGGACGAGGUCUCUCUGGACACGGUCAUUUUGCCACUGUUCUCCGAGAAGCAGAAAACAAGGCUGGAAGAGGCGGGAUACCUGGGCAACUACGUACUGGAUCCAUCGUCGAUGCAGGACGACGAGGUGGCCUGCUACCGCACACGACUGGCACUGAGAUUGCUCUGUAUGCCUUUGAAAAAGUGGAAGGAAUGUGUCACGUAUGGUGCGGAUGAAGACGACGAGCAUCAGAGUUCGGUCCAUGAACUGCUCCAGCAAGCGUUGAAGUCAUAUCUAGAGUCCGUGGACAGCAGCCUCGAGCAGAUCGCUCGGCUCAAAGUAGGGCUUCCUUCGCAAAGAGAUGUGUUGAGGCGACGCUGGGAAGAGAUAGGCAUGUACCUGACGACCGCCAUCGAUAGAAUAGAGCAAUGA
Fonsecaea nubica is the source of this 1146-nucleotide messenger RNA. RefSeq lists its product as hypothetical. The transcript is spliced from 2 exons. Bases 1 to 1146 code for a protein of 381 amino acids. The record is from RefSeq and is a predicted model, not a curated record. Gene Ontology annotation, molecular function: protein-lysine N-methyltransferase activity; protein binding. Lineage: Eukaryota; Fungi; Ascomycota; Eurotiomycetes; Chaetothyriales; Herpotrichiellaceae. Gene Ontology annotation, biological process: peptidyl-lysine monomethylation; peptidyl-lysine trimethylation.